Austrofundulus limnaeus is the source of this 3785-nucleotide messenger RNA. RefSeq names its product ANTXR cell adhesion molecule 1a (gene antxr1a). Gene Ontology annotation, molecular function: transmembrane signaling receptor activity. The coding region runs from base 466 to 2325 and encodes 619 amino acids. The record is from RefSeq and is a predicted model, not a curated record. Gene Ontology annotation, cellular component: plasma membrane; cell surface. NCBI's taxonomy places the organism in Eukaryota, Metazoa, Chordata, Actinopteri, Cyprinodontiformes, Rivulidae. The transcript is spliced from 19 exons.
UUUCCCAGUCCAGUUUCAUCACUCAAGCAACAGCAGCAUUGCAUCACCACUAGGUGGCAGGAGGAGUCAAAAGUAUUUUUUGUGUUUUCCCAGUGUCGUCUUCAUCCUUGUCCCCACUCAGAGUCAGAGAGAAAGAGAGAAAAGGCGAGAAGAAGUGCUGCAGACACAUUCAGGCUUUGGAUGGCCUUGACGUAAACAUCAGAAGGAGGUUUUGGACCUCUUGUGUAUCUGUUUGUCACUGGAUCUGGAGAUGCAAGGGUGCCAUCAUCAUCAUCAUCAUCAUCAUCAUCAUCAUCAUCAUCAUCAUCAUCUCUUCUCACUCUACAUUUUAAACUCUCAGAACUCUCCAGAGAACAGCUUUUAAUUGUUUUUUUUUUCUGCUGACAUCUGUGGAGGACUGACAGAAGAUUUUGCAUGGAAGAUUCCUUUUUUGUUUUUUAAACUCAAAGUGAUUGUGUUUGCUGAAUGACCUGUCUGAGGUCUUCUGCAUGUGGAAUAAUGUCUUUGUUCUGGAGCAGAGGCUUCUGGUUUCCUGUGGUGUUUGGUGCCACGCUGGUUGUUCUCAGCGCUGUAAGUGCUGGACCGAACCAGGACCGGAGGCAGGCGAAGGCAUCCUCGUGUUUUGGAGGAUUUGACCUCUAUUUUGUUUUGGACAAAUCUGGGAGUGUGCAGAACCACUGGAAUGAAAUCUACCAUUUUGUUGAACAUCUAGCUCAGAAAUUCACAAGCCCACAGUUGAGGAUGUCUUUCAUUGUGUUCUCCACCGAGGGACGGAUCCUGAUGAGCCUGACAGAAGACAGAGAACAGAUCCGUAAAGGUCUGCAGGAGCUCCACGACGUUCAACCAGGAGGAGACACGUUCAUGCACGAAGGCAUCCUCAGGGCCAGCGAGCAGAUUUACUACGGAAACACUGAAGGUUAUCGCACUGCCAGUGUUAUCAUAGCUCUGACAGAUGGGGAGCUGCACGAGGAUCUUUUCUACUAUGCAGAAAGAGAGGCAAACCGCUCCAGGAGCCUGGGAGCCUCGGUUUACUGCGUCGGGGUGAAGGACUUCAAUGAGACCCAGCUUGCAAAGAUAGCUGACAGUAAGGACCACGUCUUCCCUGUGAACGAUGGAUUCGAGGCUCUGCAGGGAGUCAUCGAUUCAAUCUUGAAGAAGUCCUGCAUUGAGAUCCUGGCAGCAGAGCCCUCCAGCAUCUGUGCAGGAGAGUCUUUCCAGGUGGUGGUGAGAGGAAAUGGAUUCCUUCACGCCCGAAACGUCGACAAAGUCUUGUGCAGCUUUCGGAUCAACGACACUUUAACCAAAAUGAUGAAGCCAUUGAUUGUUGAAGACAAGUAUCUUCUCUGCCCUGCACCUGUGCUUGAGGACGAGGGAAUGGCUGCAAAUCUUUACGUCAGCAUGAACGAGGGUCUCAGUUUCAUCUCCAGUUCUGUCACCAUCACCACCGUGAGCUGUUCUGAUGGGACCAUCCUGGUCAUAGCUUUGCUCAUCCUCAUGUUGCUCCUGAUUCUGGCUCUCCUCUGGUGGUUCUGGCCCCUCUGCUGCACUGUGAUCAUCCAUGAACCCCCACCCCCACCUGUGGAGGAAAGCUCGGAUGAAGAAGACUUUGAGGGUCCUAAGAAAAAAUGGCCGACUGUGGAUGCCUCCUACUACGGAGGGAGAGGAGUGGGGGGGAUCAAAAGGAUGGAGGUCCGCUGGGGGGAAAAAGGCUCCACUGAGGAAGGAGCAAAGCUGGAAAAAGCCAAAAACGCUAAAGUGAAGAUGCCCGAGCAGGAGUACGAGUUUCCUCCCACACGGGUUCUCAACAACGGCAUGCGCAAACCACCGGAGCCACGCACGUGGUUCUCCCCCAUCAAGAGCAAACUGGAUGCACUGUGGGUGUUUUUGAAAAGGGGCUACGACAGAGUGUCUGUGAUGAGACCACAUCCAGGUGACAAGGGCAGGUGCAUGAACUUCACCCGCAUCAAAUCCCCCCCUACCCGUUACCCACACUUCAACCACCGCCCGUCUGUCAUCUACAACCCUCCCAGCAGAAACCCUCCCCCUCCACAGGGCACCCUGCCCCCCACCCCGGGCAGCCCCCCGUCGUUCUCCUUCUCCUCGCUUCCGUCGCCGCCUUCACCCCCCCUCACCCCGCCCCCUUACACGCCAUCUCCCACCCGGGCCCUCCCUCCUACCGCCGUGAGCAUCCCUGCCCCGCCCGAGCUGCCCCCCACACCUCCACCGUGCUCCGCCCCAGCUGGGCCGCUGCCUCCUCCUCCACAGGGACCUCCACCCGGGCGGGCUCCUCCCCCUGCCCGCCCACCGCCCCGCCCCAGCCCGUAGGCGACAGGAGCGUCACAGCAAAGACACGUCGGUGCCUCCUGCCUCUGCAUCGAGGGCCGCUGAGGACUCCCACCCAGCUAUUUGUCUACAGAGACUUGUGUACACAUCUAGCACAAAAGUGCAAUUACUCAGAUGCUUGAAUUUCACUCUGCAGACAAUCCGCAUAAAUGAGCUCAUGCAGACGGGCUCCAAAAUAUUUGUGUCAGUGGUCCUCGGAGAGGUUUCAGCGGACUCAUGUGGGCCCUCCAUGAACAUAUGUUUGGAUAAACCCUGAGCAGAGGAACCACAGCGUGUACGAGCGAAGGCCUCGACACAUUCACCCUGAAGGAGCAAAGCUGUCUUCGGUGGUCGUGACACUGAAAAUACAGGCGGGUGUGUUGGAAGACUUCUGAGAAGAAAAAACAUAAAGACUCAUUAGAUUGGUGUCACUGACAGCAGACAGUUGUUCUUUUUGAAAUCUUGAAUUUUCACUGCAUGCCACAGUCACAAAUGUUUGACAUGUUUGAGUUUUUAACAAACUUUUUGCAACACUUGUACAUUAUUUGAUUUAUAUAAUGAUAGUAUUUUUACUGUUUGAUAUGUCUUUUUUAUGAUUUUUUUUACAAAUGGAACUGAAUGACUUGCAAAAAAUAGGCUGAGCCCUAUAAUUGAAAUGAGUUUGAAGACAUUGCAAACCUGAAAGAAGCUUAUUGUAUAAAAAUGUUUCAUUUUAAAGAUAGAUUUCAGCAGCACAAUAAAAUAAAGUAGUUAUCACCUUUAUUCCGUAAAGAAGAACAGAACAGUGCCCUGUUUUUGACGCUCAACAGUUCUGUGCCUGAUGUUUUGUUUUUAUUCAAAAUGUGUCAAAUAUCUACAAUAAUGGACUGGUCUGUACUGCAGGCAGGACAGUUAAACAAGGGACGCAGCCACACUGUUGGAACAUGGUUUGACAUUGUUUCGUUAAAAUAAAGUGAUAAAAAACAGGUUUUUCACAAAACCUGGAUGUUGUUCAGCAUCAGUGUCACGUUUACAGAUAUUCCACUGUGUAAUAAAUCAUUCUUACAUCAUCUCAGGAGCUUAGCUGUAACAUAAUAAACAGUCUAUACCUUGAGGCAACAGAUGCACUUUUUAUGUUUGUGUGUUUGUCAGGGGUUUUAUUUUUUAAAGAGGGCAGUCUCUUUUAAGAGGUGUUCAGAGCUCAUGUGAAUGUAUGUAUCCAGUUUAAGAUCAAACUGCAUCAACUAUUUUAGCUGUUCACUGAUUUUCUUCUUUACCCUCGAUGUAGAGGCACAGGCACGUUCUUUGAAUCUUCAAACUAUUCGUCACAGAUGUUAAAAUCCACAAACUAUGUUAAAAAAAGGCAUUGCCUUUUACAGAGUGGUGAAUGUUUCUGUGAACUUUACUUCUGAGUGCCUCUGAAAUUAUUAUGAUUUUUUUUCAAUAAACUCACUCAUGCUCCUGAUUGUGAGAUGUUCAGACAA